This is a messenger RNA of Phytophthora infestans T30-4, 1812 nucleotides long. RefSeq lists its product as uncharacterized. Gene Ontology annotation, molecular function: protein binding. The record is from RefSeq and is a predicted model, not a curated record. NCBI's taxonomy places the organism in Eukaryota, Oomycota, Peronosporomycetes, Peronosporales, Peronosporaceae. The transcript has a single exon. Gene Ontology annotation, cellular component: cytoplasm; nucleus. The coding region runs from base 1 to 1668 and encodes 555 amino acids.
AUGCCCAUUCAACGCAACGACUUCCUCGUGCUGUGGAAACUCUCCAGAUCUGGCGACGAGGUCAAAGUUCAAGAGGAAAUCGAGGAAUCGGACGCUGUGGCACGCAACCUCGUGAACUUUAAACAUCAUCGCAAGGGCACCACACCGCUUAUGGAGGCUGCUGCUUGCAGGGGCGGCGAACCAGUCGUCACCAAGCUCAUUGCUGCCGGCGCUGACGUCAACGACGUCGACGACACCAGGCUCAAGAACACAGCCCUGCACUAUGCUGCAACGACGAACCCGGACCCUUUGGCCACCGAGACGCUACUGGAAGCUGGAGCAGACGCCUUUGCCGUCAAUCGCAAGGGCCUCACACCACUCGACGUCGCUCGUCAAAACGGUCGCAAAGCAGUCGGUACUGUGCUAAUGAACCUCAUGAAAGUCCACGCAGGGUGGCUGUACUUACGCGGUAAAUUCCGUUGGAAAAGACGAUGGGCAGUCGUGGUGGCCUGCAACAGACAACGCACGUCCACUGAGCUCUGCAUCUUCCGUCGUCAAGGUGAUCUUCGUCCAGAUUUAGUGAUGCUCAUUGACGAGGCAGCGCGAGUGUCCCACUUCCCGUCGACAGACAGCUACUCGUGGCUUAAGCGCGAGAAUGCCUUCGUGUUCGAUAAGCCUGUCAUGUGCCAUCGCAUUAAGGGACGCAAGUUCACACGUGCACCAAUCUGCAGGAAGACCAUGAGUCUGGACGACGUGCAGACGCUCCACUACGUAUUCGCCGCCGAUAGUUUAAACAACCUGGCCCAAUGGCGUCGCGUAUUGCAGAGCUUCAACUUUUGCUCACGCAAGAGUCGAUCGUCGCUGAAUCGGACAUCGCUAGUCGAGACGCAGAAUGGAGAACUGUACUAUUGGCCUCAUGAACUGGUUGAGAAUUUGCGCAGUUCGAUCUUAAGGGAGCAGGAUCAACAACGAGAAGAAGCGAACGACCCACUGUACCAGCGGCUUCGCGCAACAUUCGAGCAGCGGCAAUCGGAACUUGCUCCUAAUGCCCAACAAGCACCCCAGCCACAAGCUCCAACACAACUUCUUCCGUCGUACGAGAACUCGGUCGAUGAUCUGCCGCCUAAUUUUCAGAGACGAGCUACACCUGGCCAACUCGUUGAUCAGCCAAGGGCUCUAGUGAACCGUGAUCAAAGCCGAGUGCACUUUACGCCCAUACAGCCAGUGAAAUACAUCGAAGUGCCGCUGGCAGCACAACAACCAUACAUCGAUUGCCAGGACACGAACUCGAGUGUCAGUAUCGUCACCGGGAGCGAUUUUGACACCGCCGGCCCCGAGUUUGAAACGGGGAUCAUGAUUUUAUCCGACAACGAAUCACGAACAUCCCAGCCUCAGCAGAGUUCGAACCAGGAACAGGAGAUCGACAUUCGAGGAAAAGGUGUCGAGCCACAAAACCAACAAGAAGAAUCACCGCAGCCCACAGAGGCGUCUGAAGAGCAAGUUCGCCAGUCUUUUGACACCCAACCAGAUCUGUGCGGAAUCUGCGAUGUGACACGACGGAAUGCCAUUUGCUCGCCGUGCGGACACCAAGCCGGCUGCACCGGUUGUCUCAAGACUAUCAUGCGCACGUUAAAGAGCUGCCCGAUAUGCCAGAUGCCUGUGCGUUCGGUUCUGAAGGUGCACGACUAAGGUAAGCGUGGUACAUGUAACAAGAGCAGUUGGACGAGCUUAUUAAGGAAGCGUAGGCCUGUAAAACUUUGAAGUAGGAAGAUAAAUAGUAGUCGAGUCCAUUAGGUGGACCGAUUUUCGCAGUAUAUGAACUCAUUCAAGUUA